Dacryopinax primogenitus is the source of this 1698-nucleotide messenger RNA. RefSeq lists its product as uncharacterized. Bases 1 to 1698 code for a protein of 565 amino acids. The transcript has 5 exons. Gene Ontology annotation, cellular component: nuclear outer membrane-endoplasmic reticulum membrane network; ribonucleoprotein complex; endoplasmic reticulum. Lineage: Eukaryota; Fungi; Basidiomycota; Dacrymycetes; Dacrymycetales; Dacrymycetaceae. Gene Ontology annotation, molecular function: mRNA binding. Gene Ontology annotation, biological process: intracellular mRNA localization. The record is from RefSeq and is a predicted model, not a curated record.
AUGGCAUCCGCUGCGACGACUAAGGCUCCGAAGCAGAAAUCCGGUUCCAAGAAGGAGGGGAAGAGCAAGGGGACAAGCUCGUCUGCCCCUGCCACCCCAAUUGCCGAAAAGCCCGAUGCUCCCGUCGGUGCCGCCGAUGGAGAAACAGACCACCAUGGUGUCCAAUUACUUGCUGGUGGACGUCCGGACCAGGCUGCGUAUAACGCUGAGCAGGAGAAGUACAAAGCCGAAAUCACCAAGCUUCAGGACCAGCUGAAUAUUGCUCGCCAGAAGCUCACCGGUGGUGGAAAAGACGGUCCCCAAGCCGAGCGUCGUCAGGCUCUUCGCAAGGAACAGGAUGGUCUGCGUGAACAACAGGCCAAGAUCAAGGAUUCUCGGGGCAAGAUCCUGGCUCAGAUCAAGGCGUCUCAGGAAAACAUCACCAAGAAGAUUGAGUCCCUCAAGCUGCACAAGUCCAAAACGCCUUUCAAGACCACCACUGAGAUUGACAAUCGGAUUUCUCAACUCGAGAAACAGGUCGAUGCUGGCACUAUGAAGGUUGUGGAUGAAAAGCGAGCUCUUGCUGAGAUCUCUAACCUUCGCCGGCUGCGGAAGAACUUCGAGGGAUUCCAAGGCGAGGAAGACUCGAUUGGUGCUGAACGCGCAAAGAUCGAUGAGCUGAGAAAAAAGCUCGAUGAUCCCGAAGCCAAAUCCAUAUCCGAUCGAUAUGAGGCCAUCCGUAAUGAAUUGCUGGACAUCCAAAAGGAGGGGGAUGAGCUAUAUGCUUCACGAUCUAAACUCAUCGAGGAACGCAACAGUCUCCAGGACAAAGUCAACGCUCUCUGGUCUCAGCGGAAAGAGUCUAUCGGGGCGUUCCAGGAAGCGAAGACCAAGUAUAUUACCAAGCAGCAGGAAGAACGGCAUAGGCGUGAGGAGCGAUACCGACAACAGCGUGCUGCGGAAGAGGCAGACCGGAUCAAGGAGAUCACAGAGCGUCUCCGUGAGGAGGCUCAAAUGCCUGCCCAUCAGGCGCAGAUCGAGGAUUGCCAGACGCUCAUCGACUACUUCACGAUUCGUUUGAGCGGUGGCAGCGCUCCUGCUCCUGUCACUUCGGCCGACGCCGCACCGUCCGACAUAGCUGGUGUCAAGGCUCUGGAGAUUCGUCAAGUGGCCAGCGAGCCCUCCGAUGGCAUGGUUGUACGGAAAAAGAAGGGCGAUGCUGAAGAUGCCUACUUUGUUGGCGGUGGCAAGAAGGGCAAGAAGGGCGCUAAGGCUGCCAAUGGCCAUGCUAAUGGCGUUACUCACGAGCCGAAGGCAACCGAUAAGCUCAAUCUUCCUUUUGGCACCCUCACUGCCCUACUCGAACUGUCCAUCCCUCCGCCCACCUCACACGAGGACAUCCCUCAGGCUAUUGAGAACCUGCAAAAGAAAAAGGCGUACUUCGUCGCCAUUCAACCAAAAGCGACCCAGGAUCAGAUCGCCAAGGUCGAGGCCGAGAUCAAGAAGCUACAGAAGAAGCUCGACAGCAUGACAGUCAAUGGCGAUGCUCAGCAUGAGGUUGCUGAGGCGCUACCACCCAACGGAACGGGCGAACAGCCCGCUGAGCCUACUGCAACACCUGCUGUGCCCGACCACCUGUCCGUCAGUGUUCCCAGUGAGGCUGUCGACAAAGAGCUGGAGAUCGUCAAGGAAGAAGAGGAUGCUGAGGAGGCAUCAUAG